CCGUUUUCUUUUCUUCUUUUUUUUAUUGAGUCUUUCAUUCUAUUACAGUAAUGGUGAAAGUAGUUAGCCUGCAACUAGGCCUUGUCCAGACCUUGAAACAUAAGUGGCUGGUAAGAUUAAAAUCCACGGGGGAAUUCUUUUGGGAUGAUUUAGCUAAUACAAUGUGGCAUCAAAUUGUUCCAGUUACAGGGCUUGACUACGGUCACUUUCCAUCCGUAAUUUAAAUCCCGUGCCUACUUGCAUUGGUCUAACUUGUUCUCAUCUGGAGUGGUACUGGUGCAGACUGUUGGCACAUGGAAGGAACAAGUCAGGGUGGUCUAAGAAAGCACUUGUAAUAAAAUCUUAUGUAGGAUUUUGUGUGUUCAGACUGUGCCUGUUCGUCAAUGGAGGCAGCUUCUUAUCAGUCCUUGUUGCUGCACAGCAACCGAAAGCUAUUGAUCUGGAAGCUGGAUCCAGAAGACUAGCUUGUGCCAAAUGACUGGGCUAAAGAGCCUGAAGUGAGCAUGUGCAGCAAGACUAGAGGUUCCUUUAAAUUAGAAGGCUGCUUCUGCUUUUAUUUUAAAUAGGUUAGAGCUCGAUCAGUGUCUGAACUGAUCACACUUAUGGCAAGCUUAAGUCUUUCUCAGUCGUGCCUUCAGUUUGUUAACUGCAGCCAAAUGGGUGCUUUUUAGAAAAACUUUUCCCAGUAUUAGACUUAAUAUGAAGGGCUUGUGCCAGGCCUUGUGCUGUUUUACACUCCUGCAGUUUGGGUUUACCUUGAAAAUACUGCCAAGGACAGGCUUUGUUUGGCAUCUCUUCUUAGCAGUGGAGCUGAGCCUUAUUAUGUGGAAAGCGAGUUGCUGGUUCUGGGCAUUUUGGUACCUGGAGUGAGGUGGAUGGACAGGCGCUGCACUGAGAGAGCUGGGGAAGUGCAAGAAAGGUGGCAUUCAAGGAUAUAACAAGGCUGAAGGAGUUUAGGUGGCAGAAAUUAGGUGAAGAUAUAAGCCUAUGUUGUUCCAUUAUGCUUCACAGCACUAUUAUCUUGGCAUUUCUUAAUGGCUUCUUGGGUAUCCAGCAUAUUUCAGACUGGUGUGGUUUUUGGCGAGGCUGGAAGAGCCAGGUUACCCUGCACAGAUUGAGGGAGAGCAGGUCUGUCUAAAUGACAAAACCAAAGCAAAGUCAACAGGUUUAUGAACGGAUUCUCUUGUAACUAUACUAUCACAGAUGUGCUGCCUCUGCAUGAUCCUGACCCCAUUAACUGGGGUGGAACUGCUGGUGAUGAGGCAGCAUGCAGCCAAAAGGCCCCAAGUUUUAUUUUAACAACUUCCAUUUAAAGGAGAACUUGCUCCAAGAAAUUAACAGACCACUUGGUAUGACAGGUAAAAGAGCAAAGACCAUGGAAGGAGCAAGCAGAGACAUCCUCUUGGGAUGCUGGUCUGUAUUUCACGCUGCAGAAGAGUACAAAGCAGCUGUCUCCACUCAGCUCACUCUCAGCAGUGCGCUGAGACUGGCUGAACACCACGGUGGAGAGGGAAGAUUCCUUUUUUCAGCUCAGUCUGUGUUUCAGUGUGCACCAGCAGAGUGUCUCUGUUCUAGAUUCCAGAACAUAUUGUUAAUGCAUUUUUCUUAAAAAGGGAUAUGUGACUAAAAUACAAAUUUGUUUUCCUCAGAAUAUGCAAAAGAGCAAAACUUUCACAUCUCUUAGUAAAUUUGUAUGUCUUCUUACACAUUAAUUGAGCUGUACUGUGAAAAGCACCCAUAAGACCAUGGUUCACUUAAAUAUGUUGCCUAAUGCCUAAAAAAGUUUGCCAUGCCUGGAGAAGAGACUCUGCAAUGACUUACAUCUCAUGAAGAUGCACACAGCUGCCAUUUUUGACCCUGAGGAUAUAGUUUAAUGUCAAACCUAACCCACUAUAACUGCUUGCUGCCACAGAAAGGUUCUGACUGGUUUUUUUCUUCUCUUGUGCUCCCUGCCCAGCUCCACCACCAGUGUUUUCUACCAGCUGAAUCAGAGCUGGUGAAAAUGGCUGAAAAUGGAGAUGGUGAAAACAUGUCCACUUUGGAAAACAAAAUCUGUCAGCAAAUCGAGUACUAUUUUGGCAAUCACAAUCUACCAAGAGACAAAUUCCUGAAGGAACAGAUCAAACUAGAUGAUGGCUGGGUGCCUUUAGAAGUAAUGAUCAAAUUCAACAGGUUAAGUCACCUUUCAACAGAUUUUAGUGUUAUUGUAGAAGCAUUAAGAAAAUCCAAGACUGGUUUAAUGGAAAUAAGUGAAGACAAAAUGAAAAUCAGAAGAUCUCCAAACAAACCCCUUCCCGAGUUAAAUGACCAGUAUAAGGCUGCAAUUAGAAACAGAUCUGUAUAUGUUAAAGGCUUCCCACUAGAUGCAACUCUUGAUGAUAUCAAAGAAUGGCUUGAGGAUAAAGGUCCAGUUGAAAACAUUCAAAUGAGGAGGACAUUGCAGAAAACAUUUAAGGGCUCAAUAUUUGCAGUUUUUGAUAGUGUUGAAUCUGCUAAGAAGUUCACAGAGAUCCCAAACCAAAAGUACAAAGACACAGAGCUGAUAAUACUUUUCAAGGAGGAGUAUUGUACAAAGAAGAAUGAAGAAAGAAAACAAUACAAAGUAGAAGCUAAAGCAAGAGCUAAACAGGAAAAAGAAGAAAAACAGAAACAAGCAGCAGAUGCUGAAAUGAAGUCUCUGGAAGAGAAGACAGGAUGUCUUUUGAAGUUUUAUGGUGAUCUAGAUGAUCAGACAUGCAGAGAAGACCUCCAUGAUGUAUUUUCCAAUCACGGAGAAAUCAAAUGGAUACACUUUGUCAGAGGUGCAAAGGAGGGAAUUAUCCUAUUUAAGGAUAUUGCAAAAGAAGCUCUGGAAAAAGCCAAAGCAGCACAUAAUGGAAACUUACAGCUUCGGAACAAGGAUGUUACAUGGGAAGUGCUAGAAGGAGAUGCAGAGAAAGAAGCUCUGAAAAAAUUAUUGGAAGACCAGCAAGAAUUGCUGAAACAGAAAACAAAAGGACGCAAAACUAAAGGAAAAGGAAGAGGUGGAAAGACACCUCAAGGUGCACACAAAGGAAAAGUACAGUUUCAGGGCAAGAAAAUCAAGUUUGAUAAUGAAGAAGAAGGUGGUGAAGAUGAUAAUAAAACAGAACCAGCAAGUCCCAAGAAGAGACCACUAGAGGAAAUGGAAAAAGAAGAACCUGCACCAAAACAAUUGAAAACAGAAAAUGGAGGAGGAGAUUAGUAAUACUAAAAUAAUAAAAUGUUUAAAAAAAAAAAAAAAAAUCAUUGUUUUAUUGUUCCAUUUUCAAUAGGUUUUAAAGACAUGCCUCAGUUCGGGAGUUUCUUGGCAGAAAAUCUAAUGAAAUCCACUUCAAUGUCAACCUACAAUGAGAGGAAAGCUUCAUUUUGUUGGGUUACAGCUUUUUUUCUGUUUUAAGAAGCAUGCUUACUCUUAACAUACCACCCUGGAAAACUUACAGUUUUGUUUAUACUGUCAGAUCCCCUCAAUUUCUCUGGCACCUCAUUCAAAUGUAAAAGGUUCUGGACUUUGUAAUAUUGCGGUUAUGUUAAAUAGCAGCUGCCAAUAAAUUCAGAACUUAAAACUGCUUACUA
Messenger RNA from Strigops habroptila (Kakapo), 3594 nucleotides. RefSeq names its product small RNA binding exonuclease protection factor La (gene SSB). Gene Ontology annotation, biological process: RNA processing; positive regulation of translation. Gene Ontology annotation, cellular component: cytoplasmic stress granule; nucleus; cytosol. NCBI's taxonomy places the organism in Eukaryota, Metazoa, Chordata, Aves, Psittaciformes, Psittacidae. The record is from RefSeq and is a predicted model, not a curated record. The transcript has 12 exons. Gene Ontology annotation, molecular function: RNA binding. Bases 1874 to 3223 code for a protein of 449 amino acids.